Microtus oregoni (creeping vole) is the source of this 671-nucleotide messenger RNA. It is a transcript of the gene Ndufs4, whose product is annotated as NADH:ubiquinone oxidoreductase subunit S4. The record is from RefSeq and is a predicted model, not a curated record. The transcript is spliced from 5 exons. Bases 31 to 558 code for a protein of 175 amino acids. NCBI's taxonomy places the organism in Eukaryota, Metazoa, Chordata, Mammalia, Rodentia, Cricetidae. Gene Ontology annotation, biological process: electron transport chain.
CCUCCCGUCCUGGCGUUUGCCCGCAGGAAGAUGGCGGCGGUCUCAAUGUCAGUGGCGCUGAGACAGGCGUUGUUGGGGAGAAGGACAGCGGCUUCAGCUGCCGUUUCCGUCUCUAGAGUUCCAGCCAGGUUGUUGAGCACAUCCACAUGGAAGCUGGCACAGGAUCAAACUCAAGACACACAGCUUAUAACAGUUGAUGAAAAAUUGGAUAUCACCACUUUAACUGGUGUUCCAGAAGAGCACAUAAAAACCAGAAAGGUCAGGAUCUUUGUUCCUGCUCGCAAUAACAUGCAGUCUGGAGUAAACAACACAAAGAAAUGGAAGUUGGAGUUUGAUACCAGAGAGAGAUGGGAAAAUCCUUUGAUGGGUUGGGCAUCAACGGCUGAUCCCCUCUCCAACAUGGUUUUAACCUUUAGUACCAAAGAAGCCGCAAUUGCCUUUGCAGAAAAAAAUGGAUGGAGCUAUGAUGUGGAAGAGAAGAAAGUUCCAAAACCCAAGUCCAAGUCUUACGGUGCAAACUUUUCUUGGAACAAAAGAACAAGAGUGUCUACAAAAUAGGUUGGCACUGGCUUCAUUUCUGCUUGACUGUGAAUAAAGUCAGCUGUGCACUAUUUAUAGUCUGUGGAUAAUGCACCUCUUAAUCUCCUAAUAAAUGUGACCUUUAAACCAUA